UAUAUAUAUAUACACAAGGGGUGUAUGAAAAGUUUUGAGCCUAACCUAGAAACGGGGCUGCUAUAUAGCUGAAACAAUUUUUUUCUGAUUUUUGAAUAAACAAGCUUCGAGUUUACAAGGAAAAUGGUGAAAAAUGAGUAUCGUGCUGUCAUAAAGUACCUUCAUUUGAAAGGCAUGACUCCAUCAGAAAUCCAUGAAGAUAUGGUGAGAACCUUAACAGACAAUUCUCCUUCAUAUGCAACAGUCAAACGCUGGGUAAAUGAAUUCAAACGUGGCAGGGAGAGUGUGGAAGAUGAUCCCAGACAAGGGAGACCUCCAACCGUAACCACAAAGGACAACCUUGACCUUGCUCUUGGUACGAUAAUACAAGAUCGCCGAAUAUCAUGUCGUCAGAUAGCCGAGAGACUGAGCAUCUCAACCGAAAGAGCAGACAACAUUGUGACAAAAGAACUUGGGUUCUCAAAGGUUUCUGCAAGGUGGGUCCUUCGCCUUUUGACUCCUGAACAGAAACGUACCAGGUUUACUUUGUCCACAAGCAAUCUGGAACUUUUUAAAGCCGAUGAAGAGAAUUUUCUUGCUCGUUUCAUUACUAUGGACGAAAGUUGGGUUCAUCACUACCAGCCUGAAACCAAAGAACAAUCAAAGCAAUAGAAACACACAUCUUCUCCUACCCCAAAGAAGGCCAGGGUCAUUCCUUCAGCUGGCAAGGUCAUGGCGUCCGUCUUUUGGGAUUCUCAAGGCGUCUUGCUGAUUGAUUACCUUGAAAAGAGUCACACCGUGACAGGGAUGUAUUAUUCUC
This is a messenger RNA of Octopus sinensis (East Asian common octopus), 799 nucleotides long. RefSeq names its product protein GVQW3-like. NCBI's taxonomy places the organism in Eukaryota, Metazoa, Mollusca, Cephalopoda, Octopoda, Octopodidae. Gene Ontology annotation, molecular function: nucleic acid binding. The transcript has 2 exons. The coding region runs from base 124 to 651 and encodes 175 amino acids. The record is from RefSeq and is a predicted model, not a curated record.